GAUGCGAUUUAUACGUUUGCCUGCAUAGCGUGUUUGUGUUUCGUGCUGUAAGUGGUGGGUGGCACGACAACACUUCUCUGGAUUUACUCUGACAACGGAUUUCGCAGUCACCACCGAAGGACAGGGAGGAUUACAAAGACUGCGUGCGGCACCGGGGAGCAACGCUCCUGAAUUAUCCAAGACGUGAACUGUUGUGAAAGAGGAAACUGAUGCCACCGCAGACUCCACAGGGGCUGAAAACUAAGAACUAUGACAACUUGGCAGAUGGAUACUGCUAACAUCAGCUGCAGACAAAGCCUAAUAUGGACUUGACCAUGUAUGGAGUCCACCGAGUCAUCCCUGAGAACAACUUCACCAUUCACCAAAAUGACACACAGGCAAUCAUCUCUGAUUUUCAGCAGGCUUCUAUGGAGGAUCAACAUCGCUACACUACCAGCCUCUUCCUCUCCAGCUUCUACAUCAUAUUCCUGUUUCCCGUUGGCUUCAUUGGGAAUAUCCUCAUCCUGAUCGUCAACCUGGACCACAGAGGACGCUUGUCAGCCCCAGACCUCUACUUUGUGAACCUGGCCGCCGCUGACCUCACUCUGGUGGCCGACUCUCUGAUUGAGGUGUUCAACCUGAAAGAGGGCUACUAUGACAAAGCCGGCCUUUGCACCUUCAUGAACCUUUUCCAGCAGGUCAACAUGUACAGCAGCGUCUUCUUCUUGACCUGGAUGAGCUUCGACCGAUUCGUCACUCUGACGAGCUCCAUCGGUCGCAACAUGCCACACGCGAGACUCACCUGCUGCCUCAUCUGGGCGUCUUCAUCCCUCCUCACCCUGUUACCCUUUGGCAUCGCUCAAGUUCAGCAUGCGGGAGAACUCCAUUUCUGCUUUGCCAACGUGACCCAAAUUCUGUGGCUGGAGGUGACGCUGGGUUUCUUGCUGCCUUUCUGCAUCCUGGGCGUGUGCUACUGGAAAAUAGCACAGGUGCUCCGGCACAGCCAGAGAGAGCAAGGCAGCCCACAGCGGAGGCCUCGCAGGCAGAAAGCCCUUCGAAUGAUCUCGGCAGCCGUGCUGGUCUUCUUCCUCUGCUGGCUCCCGGAGAAUGUGUUCAUAAGUGUUCACCUCAUAAGAGGCGACACAGAUGGCGGCACGCUGUGGCAGGACUACCCCUUGACAGGUCACGCUGUCAGGCUAGCGGCCUUUUCUAACAGUUGCCUGAACCCUCUCAUCUACGGCUUCCUCGGAGAGAACUUUCGGGUAAAGCUGAAGCUUUUCCUCCAGGAGAAGACCAAGUGCUACAAGCUGCACAGGUCAGGCUCGGGGAAAUCUAUCUACAUACCAGCCGCAAGGACGUCCGUGCAACAUGCAACAGACCAAGUCAGCCCAAACAUUUCAUCUCCAACAUCCUCCCUGAAACUGUUAUACAGUCCUCAGAUAAAGUGCAUAUAGAGGGUCACACACACACCACACAUGAAAACCAUGUGUGUCAUUAAAAGGACAAUUACAAAGCAAGGACUCCAACAGCAGUGUGUUUUAAAAUGAGACUCAUUUGAGUCAUUUAAAUGAACAAUGUAGACAUCAAAAGCCAGUAACUGGUCCAACAUGACAGGGAAGUGUUUUUUUAAGUAUUCUUAAUGGUAUUUUUUUUAUUAUCUGCACAUGGCAAGUGGACGGAGGCUCUUCAGAACAUUGGAGCUGACCAAUUGGAAGAGACAUUUUAGGACAAGUGUGGCCUCUCUAGCUUAGCUUAGCACCCAACAGCAAAUUCACUGGCACUUUAUUUUCAGCAGUUA
Mugil cephalus (flathead mullet) is the source of this 1777-nucleotide messenger RNA. Its product is annotated as G-protein coupled estrogen receptor 1-like. Gene Ontology annotation, biological process: G protein-coupled receptor signaling pathway; cellular response to estradiol stimulus. The record is from RefSeq and is a predicted model, not a curated record. Gene Ontology annotation, cellular component: membrane. NCBI's taxonomy places the organism in Eukaryota, Metazoa, Chordata, Actinopteri, Mugiliformes, Mugilidae. The transcript is spliced from 2 exons. Gene Ontology annotation, molecular function: nuclear estrogen receptor activity; G protein-coupled receptor activity. Bases 303 to 1433 code for a protein of 376 amino acids.